This is a messenger RNA of Nannochloropsis gaditana CCMP526, 1675 nucleotides long. RefSeq names its product ATP-binding cassette, subfamily C (CFTR/MRP), member 1 (gene ABCC1). The transcript is spliced from 2 exons. The coding region runs from base 119 to 1330 and encodes 403 amino acids. Gene Ontology annotation, molecular function: protein binding. The record is from RefSeq and is a predicted model, not a curated record.
CAGAAAGGCGCAUCUGUUGAGCUAAUCACCACGCAUUUGAGACAAAGUUGCACUGGCGCCCGUGUGAGGUUGGCAAUAUCCUCCGUGGUGGCCAAGCUACAAAAAAGCGCCGGUUCCCAUGUCAGGCAAAAACAAGAAACAGGGCCUAUUCCUCUCUUUGCUGUCCCGCAAGCCAAGCCGGGAGGAGCUAGUCCGAAAAGGGGACCUUCCCGCCCUCACCAAGCUUUUGCGGAAGCAAGGUGUUGAUAAUACACUGAAUGCUCCGCUGGAUCAUGAAGGCAACACUCCUCUCAUCUUGGCGGCCCGUAAGGGGUCAUUUAAAGUAGUGCAGUGGCUGUUAGCGCAGGAGGGGUUGAACAUGAACGCUCGUAAUAGGUUUGGCUGGACAGCCCUGUAUGAAGCGGCAGGCACGGGGCAUCGCCAUAUCCUCGAUCGCCUAGUGCAGGCCGGGGCGGACCCUACGAUUCCAGCCACGUCUUGGCCGCGGCACACUCCUUCCCAAAUGGCCCGGCAAAUGGGGUGGAAUGCCUGUGUGGACGUGCUGGUCAAGGCGGAGAAAAUGUGGGCGGAGCGGAAGAAGGAAGACAGGGAGACAGACCGGGAGGAAACGAAGGAGGAGGAAGUCAUGGGUUUGUCGGAGCACCCCGCGCUUUCCGGGACGGUGGGAGGGGACGAGAAGACCACGGCGGAGCUCUCUUCUUCGACGGGCACCAAGCUAGCCGCUCCAGGAACAAGAAUGGGAAAGGAGGUUGCAGCCCGAUCUCUUCCUUCCUCCACGACCAGACCAGUCUCCGAAUCCGGAGGAAGCACCGAAAAACCCGAUUCGAGCACUGCGGGCCCCUCCUCCCCCCCGUCCUCCCCGUCUUCCUUUACAUUUUCCUCCUCGUCUUCAUCCCCUCUCUCCUCCGGUGUCGCCCGGCUGGCGGGCCCGACUGGCGUUGCUUCAUCCAAAACCUCUUCGAACCAUGUGGAAGCUACACAGACCCUCUCUCCUGCGCCUCCGACCACGCCGUCGAAGAAAACGGAUCUCCCGGCCUGCCUCCGGUGGCAGGUGGAAGAGGGAGUGGGAGAGGGCGGGCACGAAGGUCGAUGGGGGGCCUGGGAGGAAGCGGAGGAAGAUUGGUUGGAAGUGCAUCCGGCAGUGUUCUCGAAACGAGGGCCACGGGUGGGACGUCGACGCCGAGAAGGGGGAGGGGCGGGGUCUUGGGUCCUCGGGUGCUUGAGGAGAAACAAGACGUUGAUGAAUCUAGCGACGGGAAGGACGGGCGAGAGGAUAAAGGCUCGUGCCGGGUCGAGGCGGAACCCGCGAUGGGUAGUGCAGAAAGAGUGAGGAGGAAAUGCAGGAUACGAGCGGUACAGAAGCGGCGAGACAAUGUCGGGGACGAUAGUGUGGAAUCACCAGAAUGCAAGAAUUGUAGCGAGUAUUAGCGAGAGUUCGAUUCUGGGAAGUCGCUCAAAUGUUCGAGACUGGCCUAGCAAAUAUUAUAAGAUCCGAGGAAAACCCAGCUUGCUGUCUGUACACGGCGGCACACGUUGGGAGGCUUUGUGCGUGCGGCCUCUUCAAUAUUCUUGCUAUGUACAUGAAGAAUAAAUAGAGGUUGAUGCAUCGACACAACGCAAAAUGGAGAGGAAAGUAAAUUAUUAUAAAAAGAGAAUAAACGAGAUACAGAAUGUG